Messenger RNA from Peromyscus maniculatus bairdii (prairie deer mouse), 856 nucleotides. Lineage: Eukaryota; Metazoa; Chordata; Mammalia; Rodentia; Cricetidae. The record is from RefSeq and is a predicted model, not a curated record.
AUGGGCGACUCCAAGGAAGAAAGGGAGAAUCAUCUGUGCUCCCCGGGGCGUCAGGACUGCCGUCAGUCCAUCAUGAUACUGCAGCUCAUCUCCCUGGUGCUCUUCUCUGCUCUCUUCAUGGCUCUCCUUGCCAAAGUUGCUGUUCCUCGUGUGCAGACACAAAAAUUGGAACAGAUCCAGCAGCAGCUGACUCAGAUCAAUGCCUCGCUGGCUGGCCUGUGCCGGCCCUGCCCCUGGGACUGGGAGCUCUUCCAGGGAAGCUGCUACCUCUUCUCCCAGACUCAGGGGACCUGGGGAGCCUCGGCCACCUCCUGCCAGAAACUUGGAGGCCACCUGGUGAUUAUCAACAGUGUUGAAGAGCAGAGAUUCAUGGAAUACUGGAAUGUGAGGAAGAAACAGCGCUCCUGGAUUGGCCUCAGUGACCACAGACUUGAAGAUUUCUGGCAGUGGGUGGAUGACACCCCUCUGCAGCUCAGCUUUUGGAAAGAAGGGGAGCCCAACAAUGAUGGGGAUGAGGACUGUGUGGAGCUAUUCCCGGAUAAGUGGAAUGAUAAUAAAUGCACUGAGCAAAACUUCUGGGUGUGUGAGCAGCCCUCAGCUCCCUGCCCUCAUCACUGAUGGUCUGUGCUUUCCCUAGGCAUACAGGCAACUUGGGGGCACUCUGCUCUAGUUCCAGCCACCUUAUUCAUCCCCAGUGUCCCUGCUCUGAGUCCUUAGGGAUUCCGAGAUAGUCCCUGAGACACCCUCCCCUGCAACUCUUCCCUCUUCUAUGGAUUAGCUCACUUUCUCUUCCCAGCCCAUGAAGACCUCAGUAGAGUCACACACACAUGUGUCUGGGCUGUACCUCAAUGACAUG